GCUGAGGCAAGAUCGAAGGAGCUCAGCUCGCUCGAGAUCGAGGCUGCCAUAAGCUACUUCUUGCGGUAGAUCCGGCGGUGGCUUUACCGCAGUGCUUCAAUGUGCUCGGUGGCAGCAUCCUGGAACUGAAUGGCUGCACUGAAGGCUGCGGGUAAGAGCAGGUGGUAUGGAACAUCGCGACAAUUGCAGUGGAGGUGAAGCGAAGGGAUCGACCGAAGCUCCUGCUGAGCUUGACCGUUGAAGUACGCAUGGCCAAGUGGUUCGCAAUCAACGUGGAGUCUCAACAAAGGUCCAUCUGCCUCCGAUCGAUUGAUUCAAACAAGCUUUCGCAUGACAAGCAGCUUUGUGCCUUCCCGGGCUUCUCACUUGAGUCGCAACCGUUUUCGCGACCACACACCUUCGCUGCGCACUGUGAACACCGCUCUUGCCCGGAAAAGUUAGUCUUCAUAAUGAGCCUCACGCCCGAGAACGAAUUGCAUUGUUCAGUACGCCCCAUCGUGUCCAAGCCUUUGCACCUCAUACAGAAUUUGGUCUUGCAGCAGAAGUGGGCGGACCAAACAGUGAUUGCAAGGCGGCGUACAAAGGUGGGAUCUGGCCAUCGAAAACUUCUGGCAACGGUCCAGUGGAUGGCACGUUUGCUUUGCUACCACACUGUCUGUCAGCGGAUACGAACCGUACAUGUCGUCGCAAUUUGGACUCAACACAGCUGAGGAUCAACCUGGAAGGUUAUCUGUAAGGCUCACAAUUGUUCACCACUCAAGCCGGUCAAGCAGACAGACGUUUCUAGGGAGGGGCUAAGUGAGGCUCUCAACAACGUGCUCAAGGCUACGAAGCGUGCGUCGUUGACACCGGACGAGAUUGGGACAG
Messenger RNA from Baudoinia panamericana UAMH 10762, 867 nucleotides. RefSeq lists its product as uncharacterized. The record is from RefSeq and is a predicted model, not a curated record. Lineage: Eukaryota; Fungi; Ascomycota; Dothideomycetes; Mycosphaerellales; Teratosphaeriaceae. Bases 249 to 710 code for a protein of 153 amino acids. The transcript has a single exon.